Danio rerio (zebrafish) is the source of this 763-nucleotide messenger RNA. The record is from RefSeq and is a predicted model, not a curated record. Lineage: Eukaryota; Metazoa; Chordata; Actinopteri; Cypriniformes; Danionidae.
AAUGGCUCCUCUUCCUCUGAUCUUCCUGUUUGCUGUUCACAGUGAGUCACUGCAACAGUUCAAAGAGAGACUGUAUGCUGAAUUUAAUGCACAAGCUGAUGCCAGUUUCAUCACUAUGAACUCUGUGUUUGCAGUGGUUUCUAGUGCUGAUUGGGUUGUGAAUUACAACCCCUUACACAUCUGUGCACUAAAAGACUCAUCAGUGAUAAUGAGCUGCACUUUUAAAUACCCUACUGGACAUCAGAUCAGGAAAGUGUUCUGGAACAAAGACCUUGCAAAACAUGGAGAAGAGCUUGCAGAUCUAUCUGAGGACCCUGAAUACAGUCAGAGGCUUCAGUAUCUGGGAGAUAAACAGCAGAACUGCACCAUCAGACUGAGUCAUGUGACAAAGAAAGAUGAACGUAUGUAUUAUUUCAGAAUCAUUACUGAUAGAACUGACGGAAAAUGGACUGGUAAACCAGGAGUGCGUCUCAAUGUCACAGAUCCACCCAGGAAUGUCUCAGUGUCCAUCAGUGGAUCUGGUGUAAUAAUGGAGGGAGAUUCAGUGUCUCUGAGCUGCAGCACUGACUCAAACCCUCCUGCAGAAAUCAACUGGUUGAAAGGAACAAAACAUGUUAAACAUGGAAGAAACUUCCGCAUCUCAAAGAUCAGCUCUGAUGACAGUGGAGAGUACAAGUGUAGCGCCUUCAGUGAAAGUGGAGAUAAAUACUCUGAUCCUAUCCUCCAAAGAGCGUCUCAGUGUCCAUCAGUGGAUCUGCUGUAA